This is a messenger RNA of Bactrocera latifrons, 609 nucleotides long. RefSeq names its product glycine-rich cell wall structural protein 1.8-like. The transcript is spliced from 2 exons. Lineage: Eukaryota; Metazoa; Arthropoda; Insecta; Diptera; Tephritidae. The record is from RefSeq and is a predicted model, not a curated record. The coding region runs from base 95 to 574 and encodes 159 amino acids.
CCAAUAUAAAAGCACCACCAUUUUUUUAAAUCUAUUCAGUUUCAUUCAAAGGUUUAAUAAUUACACAAGUGACAAUUAGAAGCUAGUUUGAAGAAUGGCCAAACUAAUGAUAAUCCUCGCUGUCUGUGUCGCCUUGACAAUGGCGUAUCCAGGUCAUGGUGGCGGUCGAGGUGGUCACGGUCAAGGUGGUUACGAUCAAGGCGGUUAUGGUCACGGUGGUUAUGGUCACGGUGGUUAUGGCCAAGGUGGUUUUAGUGGCGGCCAAGAUGGUCUAGGAGGUGGUCACGGUGGUGGUCACGGUGGUGGUCACGGUGGUGGUCGAGGCGGUGAAGGUGGUUACGGUCUAGGAGGAGGUCACGGUGGUGGUCACAGUGGUGGUGGUUACGGUCAAGGUGGUUUUAAUGACGGUCAUGUUGGUUUUAAUAGCGGCCAAGGUGGACGUGGUGGCUUAGGAGGUGGUCACGGUGAUGCUGGAGUUGGUGGAGGACAUGGUCAUGGAGGACAAGGCAACUUUGGUGGAAACGGCGGUUAUGGUGGACAAGGCGGGCAUGGUGCUGGUGGUCAUGGUUAUUAAAAUUUUCGAUUAUAUACAUAUGUAUGUAUAAAAAA